This is a messenger RNA of Photinus pyralis (common eastern firefly), 4374 nucleotides long. RefSeq names its product GON-4-like protein. Gene Ontology annotation, cellular component: nucleus. The record is from RefSeq and is a predicted model, not a curated record. Bases 169 to 4287 code for a protein of 1372 amino acids. Gene Ontology annotation, molecular function: transcription coregulator activity. Gene Ontology annotation, biological process: regulation of DNA-templated transcription. The transcript is spliced from 14 exons. NCBI's taxonomy places the organism in Eukaryota, Metazoa, Arthropoda, Insecta, Coleoptera, Lampyridae.
GGUUAGGUAUAGGUUUAGUGCGCAGUUGCUAACCCGUCAGUUUACUUUUUGAUUUGUUUUCUUUCACCUUCCAAGUUCAAGUUAUAAGUAAUCAAUACCAGUUAAAUAUGACCUAAAUUUCUUUAUCUGUUAAGAACAGCUGUUAAACGCCGUUAUUAAUGUGAAAUCAUGGAUGCAUCCCUCGAGAACUUCUCCGAGGGUGAGGUGUCCGAUGAUGGUUUGAAGAUUGUUUUGGAAAGUCCCAAACGGAAGCUACCCCGAAAGUCUAGGACACCGAGAAAGCUGGAACGUUCCGAGCUAGACAUAAUAGAUAGCAUAGCGAAGGAUCUAGACGAAAAGUUAGACGCCAAAGCCGCUAAAAUUAAUUUAACGACCAUAAACGUUAAAAGUAUUUUAAAGCAAGUUGUUACCAAUGAACACGUUUUGGGAUUCGUGCGUCAAAGUGAGGAUCCUCAGGCUCCUCAAACGAAACUACCGUUUGAGCCGAAACUAACUCGAGCUAAGGCCAAAGAAUUAUUUCCAUCGCCUACUAUUACGGCCUUACCAUGGUUAAGCCCGAAGCGACCGAGCGAGGUCCAAAAGUUGAUAACGGACGAUCUCGCAGAAGAUUCAUCGGGGGACGAAUACGUCCCGAUGGAAGAAGAGAGCGAAGACGACCGCAUCAGCGAACCGAGAUCGGUGUCGCCACUGACCGCCGUAAAAGAACCGGAAUCCGAGAAGAUCCAAUGGAGCGACGACGGCGUUUUCAAAAUUCCUCCCAUCAAAACGCAAGAGGGAGAAAUCGAGGAGGCGAACAUCGCGUUGCGGACCCGCUCGAAGCUGUGUUUGAGUUCGACGCCUUUGGAAAUCAUCGAGGAGGCCUUUAUACCGCCGGAUAUUACGACCGACAUGUACGAUAUGGAUUGCGACAACGACGACUGGCGAGAUUUCUUGAAGAAGUUCACUCGGCCGCUAGACGAGGUUACGAAACCGUGUGAAGACGAAGAGCACGAUCCGGAGUAUAAUAUUCUUGCGGAUGAAGAGGUGGAUAAAGUUGACAAAGAGGAAUUACGUGCAGACCGUGCUGUAAAAGUCUCCAGGAAAGAAUUUAACGACAUGUUGGCCGAACUAUUCGAGUACGCGAAUAACUUUGAAGAUAACGAUGAGAACAACGCUUCCGUUAGCACUAUCAAUGACAGUCAACUGGUCUCGGACAUUUCAGACAUUGUGGAUACAACCCCUCAAUUAGUCGUUCCACCGGUCGACGUGCCAGUUAUACCGACAAUUGAACCGUCGUCCGAGUUAAUAUAUUGCGAGGCCAUGCGAAUGGAUCAAAAGCUCUUGCUCGAGCAGCAAUUGCGCCAACACGUACAGUUACUCGCUCAGCAUUUCCUGUUAUCGUACCAACAUCCGGAAUAUCACGAUUUGUCGACGGAAUUUAAAGCUUGCUUGUAUAACUAUAAUUGUUUGGCGGAGUUGAAGGAGAAUUCUAUUUUUAAGACGUGCAAUUUAGAUGGCGCUAUUAAGUUGAUGAACGAUUGGGAGAAACAGUUUCAAUUAAAUACGGACGAAAUAAAAGAAAUGAAAGCGUAUGUCUGUCGAGUUCUGCAUGAAUCCCAAACGAGUAAAGCAGCCGGUAUUGAAUACAUAGUCACUUUUCCGCCGUUAAUCAUGGAAACAAUUGCCAGGAGCGAAGUCUUUAUUUAUCCCGAUUUAUUACCAAUUAUACCAUUCAAGUCUACGUCGUUAUUUAGCAAAUUCAUCGAGAGUUAUACUACGUCUGAAAAUCAAUUAGUGGCGCUAGGGUUGGAGAAGUUUACCCCCGACUUGGCCUGCGACAAGUCCAAUUUAAACGGAAAGGGCGAGGUGAAACUUAAGCGAGUGUGCGCCUUAAUUCAGAAAUAUUUCACUCCGACAAAACAGAUUACAAGGUUGUAUUGCCAUAUAUUUAAUAGUAAGCAUCCUCGAGCACCAGGAAAUCCGAUAAAGUAUUAUUUUCAAAAUAGAAGAGCUCCCGUUGUUAUUCAUUAUGUUAGAAGUUUGGAAGAGUACGGGAUUCUUCCGCCCUGUAAGAGGAAGAAGGAAAUGUUACCGUAUCAGUGGAAGAUGUACCUGUAUCCCCAUUGCGCUCCUCAGGGUAUACUUCUUCCUACGUCUUUAUCAGUCCCUACUACAAUAACCAAGGUUCAACGUCCCCCCGCUUUCAACAAAAGCUUUGCGACGAAGAAUUUGAGAAGACGAACCGUUCAGCGAAUACCCCUUCAUUCGAACUCCAGAAUUGUACCGCAACAGUUAACGCCUCGAAAUCAAUCUCCUGCGACGUUCUGUUCGACACCGAAAUUAACUUCCAGUUGCACUCGGAAGCACCUCGACCAGUACUUCAGAUCGCCGAGAGCGAAUAGACUCGGCAACAUCAGUCCCAAGUUAAAAUCGUUUAAAUUUAAUUCGUCCAUUUUUAACAAUUUAAGAAAGCUCGAUCAAGACGAGCUGAACAUGCUGCCCAGCAUGCCAUUUCUGGACGGUAGUGCGGUCGGUGAAAGUAGGUCGCCUGUGGCUCAAUUGAACCACUUGGAUGGUGUGGAAACUGAACCGCCCCCUGCAGAAUGUGACGAUGAUGAGGACGCAAAUCAAAAGGAUAACGAAGAUGAUAUCAAUGCUCUGAUGAUUGCAAGUUCAACAAUUCGAACACCUAAUCGCCGUACUCAAUCCGCCACAGAUAAAAAACGUGCCCGAUUACAAAGGGAAUACCUCGCAAAUUUGGCUAUGCUAACUCCCGAAGACCCUGUAUAUCUACAAGAAAAAGCCCAAAGUUACGCGCAAGCGUACUUCGACAAGGUUAAAGAACGAUUAUCUCCCGAAGAUUACAAGGAGUUUAUGGAAGUGCUGAAUAACUUCGAAGAGAACACUUGUAGCGUUACCGAGCUGUACAAACAAAUCGAGUCUGUUAUGGGAAGCGAGCAUUCCGAUCUCAAAGAGGAAUUUUUAACCUUCCUCAUGCCCUCACAAGCCAAAGAAAUCGGAAAACUAAUCCCCUACUACACCCUCAGUAACAUGUCGCUAUUUCUGCGCAAAUUGGAAUUAUACUUCAAAGAUCAACCGGCGCAGUUACGUAAGAUCUAUCGUAGCCUUACGUAUUUAACUACCUGCGUCGAUAUCAAUAUGGAACGUGUUAAGGCAACCAUCUUGCCGCUACUCAAAGGUAAUAAUUUGCUAACCGACUGGUUUUUGCAAAUUUUCCCUAGCGAGCCUCCGCCGCCCAGCCUGCUGAACGGCGUUUGGGAGAGGAUGGAAACGAGACGUGAAUUUAACUUGCACGAAGAUGUCUUCGAAACGGUUAACGUUCCUGAAAUGGAAGAUCAUUACGGGGGUCACAAUUGUGUUUGUACGUGUCACGAAAGUAACGAUGUUACUUUUAAGUCUCCUGGACAACACUGUGUUAAAUGUGGACUUAAGUUCUUUCAAGGUCGUGUCUACAUUCAAACUGCAAAAGGACUACGGCUAGCUAACGUUACAUUCAAUGGGAAUUCUGGCGUCGACCACCAUCUAAGGUUGAAUGGUUUACAUGCGGACAGAAGGAAACGAAGAUCGGAAGUAAGCCCCUCGAAACAGUUUGCAUCACCGGCCAAAGAUAGUCACGACGAUCACAGGAUAUCAUUGGACAGCGAAGACGACGCCGACGGCUUGAAACGAAAGGGUCGCACGUCCAAAUCGCCGAGGAAGAAGAGGGUGAAAUUUAGGGACGCAAACGAAAAGGUGGCGCCGAUUGAGGUGGCGUGCGAAACUCCGCUACCAUCCGAGAUCGCGGAAAACAUUCCAAAUUCUGAUGAAAACGUAAAAAUGGCGGCGGCAAUUUCGAACAUCGACGAGUGCGACGGCGCCAAUGAAAAACCGUCGAUGGAGGACGCGGGGGAAUGGGACUGCAACACGUCAAUUGAAUCGGUCGAAGUACGGCACAGUCCCGAGCAUAGCGCCGAAUCCGAAUCUGAAUUUUGCGAAGAAUCUUCUCAAGAUAAUAUUAACACCGAGACCGACGAAUCCGCCGAAGAGUUGGAGAGCUUAAGUAACUCACCGGUUCAUAGCGACAACAGUAAUAGUAACCACGCUCCCGAAGAGGUGUCUUGGACGCGGGACGAAGAUAAAAUAAUUCUUGAAACGCUUCAAAAAGAAUGUGGAAGGGAUAGCGCUUUUGUUAAUAUUUCCGAGCUAUUGGAGAAUAGGUCGGUUCUUCAGGUUAAGGAAAGAGUUCAAACGUUAAUGGAUUUGCUGCAGAAAAUGACAUCUGCUUCAGAGAGUAAUUCGCAAAAGUAAUUGUCUUUAAUUUGUUAUAAGUGAACUACAAAUUAGAAUUAGUAUUAUUUAUUUAAUAAAGUUGCAUGAUGGCUCUGAUAGUACUAA